AAGCAAGAGCAAAAAGUGGAGCGAGUCUUGUAUUGAAGGCCACAUGCUUAAGUUUAUUUACACGCAAAACUACGCAAAUGAUUUUCUCUUCCUUCUUUUCAGUUCCGUCUUAAAUCUUAAAAAUUCUUUCUCUUCAAUACUCUUCCCCCACCCCCCACUCUAUUUAUUUCGAUUUAUAUUUCUCGAUAUUUUUUCCUUUUGCUUUCCAUUUCUAACUCAUAAUUUCUUCAUUAGAUUAUACAGAAUACAAAGAGAGGUAAUAAGAGAUCAACCUGGGAAAGAAAAAAGUGAGUAGGAAGAAGAGAUCGGAAUAUAAUAAUAUAAUAAUCAAACAAUAUGUCUUGUUCGUCGUCGUCGGCGUCGGAGGAUGAGGAUGAGGGCAUCGAUUCUUACCGGAAAGGCGGGUACCACGCGGUGCGUGUCGGCGAUUCCUUCGCCGGCGGACGGUAUAUUGCUCAGCGUAAGCUCGGUUGGGGACAGUUCUCCACCGUUUGGCUUGCUUACGAUACUCAAUCAUCCGUACGUUUCUUCCUUCUGAUCGUAGCAUUUCAUUGCGAUUUUAUUGUAAAUGCGUUUAGUUUGCUAUUUUUUAUUUCUCUGUGAACAAGCAUGCCCUCAAAAUACUCACGAGCCUUUCUGUAAACGGUUUUGAUUAGAGAUCAGUGAUCGCGGUGAUCUGUUUUCCUGUUUUUGAUUAUUCAUACAUGUGACAAGAUUGCUUUUCGUAGAACUAUUGAGCAGUGAUUAUAAGAGCGGGUGUGCGAAAUUCCAGACAUGUAGUCUAAGCUGAUUUAAUUAUGAUAUGGAAAUUUAAUCGAUGAUGAUUUGAUUUAUCAUUUUGAAUGUAUUAAAUCUGCCUGGUGGCAUCUGUUUAAAUUUCAUGGUGGAUUUAUACAUUUGCAAGCUGCCUGCUUUACUAUGUUUUUCCGAAUUGAGAUUUUUUGGGUGCUCUGAUAACGAAGUUUCAUUAUUUAGCAAUCACCAAAAGGGACAGUUUUCUCCCGCAAUUUAUCACUGCUAUGACUACUUAUAGUUAGGAGUAUGAAAUAGACCGAUUUUGUAUCACCCUUCAAUUCGAAUUAGCCGAAGCAAUGUCUCCUUGCAUACUACAGAUUCCAAACAUUCAUGAUCUGGAUGUGAAUGAGCCGAAUAGAUGUUGGUGUUUAGGCCUGAUAUUUGCUGCCAAACAUGGUCUAUGGGAGUUGGGAAUCUGCAAGUUGUUUCUUUUAUGAAACUGAAUGUAUUUGUCAAGAUAAUUCCUAUUCUGUUGAUAGUUGGUUUAGCCAAAUUUUUGUAUUUGUUGUGCUCAGGGGCUUCUAAAAGUGGAGAUCUUUAAUGUCUAAACUUGCCUCGUACGAGUUUACUACAUAGUAACUUCUCUUGUCUCAAUUAGCAAAGAAGAGCACCCACAGGGUUUUCCUGUUUCGCAUGAGGUUUGCUAGGUUGUUGCGUGCUGAUAUUAGUUUCUGUUUGAUCUUCUCUUCGCAGGGUUAUGUUGCUUUGAAGAUCCAAAAGAGUGCUCCGCAAUUUGCUCAAGCUGCUCUACAUGAAAUCGAAAUUCUUUCUGCUAUUGCCGAGGGUGACCCUUCGAAUAGCAAAUAUGUUAUACGGUUGAUAGACCAGUUUAAGCACACGGGACCUAAUGGACAGCAUUUGUGCAUGGUUCUGGAAUUUCUUGGUGAUAGCUUGUUGAGGCUUAUCAAAUAUAAUCGCUAUAAAGGACUUGAGUUGAACAAAGUUAGGGAAAUAUGCAAGUACAUCUUAACUGGUCUUGAUUACCUUCAUAGGGAGCUUGGACUUAUACAUACGGACCUGAAGCCUGAAAAUAUUCUGCUGUGUUCAACCAUAAAUCCUUCAAAAGACCCUAUAAAAUCAGGCACGGCACCAAUUCUCGAGAGGCCCGAGGGGAAUAUAAAUGGAGGGGCUGGAAUUAGUCUUAUUGAAAAGAAGCUGAAACAAAGGGCACGGAGAGCAGUGGCUAGAAUUUCAGAAAGAAGAGCUUCGAUGGGUGGAAUAGGGACAGUUCCGAAACCAGAUAGAUGCCUGGAUGGGAUUGACUUGAGAUGUAAAGUUGUCGAUUUCGGAAAUGCUUGUUGGGCUGAUAAGCAGUUUGCGGAUGAAAUUCAAACAAGACAAUACAGAGCGCCUGAAGUUAUACUUAGAUCAGGAUAUUCUUUUUCUACUGAUAUGUGGUCAUUUGCUUGUACUGCAUUUGAGCUUGCUACAGGUGAGAUGUUGUUUACUCCGAAGGAUGGACAGGGGUUCGGUGAGGAUGAGGACCACCUUGCAUUGAUGAUGGAACUCCUUGGCAAGAUGCCCAAGAAGAUUGCGACUGGUGGGGCUCGUUCAAAGGAUUAUUUUGAUAGAUAUGGAGAUUUGAAGAGAAUCCGAAGGCUAAAAUACUGUGCACUUGAUCGAGUACUUGUCGAUAAGUAUAAAUUUUCUAAAUCAGAUGCUCAAGAAUUUGCACAGUUCCUUGUUCCCCUGUUUGAUUUUGAACCUGAGAAGAGACCAACUGCUGAGCAGUGUUUACAACACCCGUGGCUUAAUAGUGAAAAUCUCAUUCAGAAUGAGGUGCAAGGUGAACACAGCAUCGAAAAAGUCAAUGUAGGGAUGAGGAACCUCCAGAUUAAGGUGGGUAAGUGAUGUAGACUUGGGGAUUGGUGAUGGCAUGUUUGUAGUCCCACUUUAUACCCCUGUAUCCACCCCUCUGAUCGUCUUUUUGUGCUUUUUAUUGGAAAUUUUGAAGUUGUAACUCUCUGUUCUUUUAUUAACCAAGAUGUAAUAUAGUAACUGGUUAUCUAAUGCCUCGAAGAAAUGAUAUUCGUGACAAGUGAUUGAACUCGAUGCUGCCUUACAUAGUGUCUUGGAGUUUCAAUGGGUUAUGACCCUCACUUCUCAAUUGGGUUCUUAGUCUGUUGUUGAUGUGGCUCAGCACAAUUUUAAAGCCCAGAAAACUAGGAGUUGCUUUGCUUCAUUUGAGACCGCUUCAAGAACAAAGGAAGCUGAAUAGUGACUUCAUAACAGCAGAUUAUUAUGACAGAUAUUUUCUAGACCGGUAGCGGUAGAAGUUCCCUCCUCUUUGGAGAAUGUUAUGAAGAGGAAUUUGUGAGAGAUGGAAGAGAACUUGCUAGUAGCUAUCCAUUGUGUGUGAAGGAAAUUGAUUUGUCUGACCUGAAGUGAACCUCUUGGAGUAAGUCAUUGGUCUCAAUGUGUAUCUUUGAGAAUUGAGAUUAUACGUUGUAACUAAAAGUUUUGCAAAAAAUAUUGAUGAUUAUGUAUCAUUGUUCAUUAGUGAACUUUUUGUUGUUAAUAUUUUGUUCAUCCAGAAGCAGAAUUCCAUUUGGAUGGUAGCUACAAGCCAUUGAUAUUUCGCUGCACUCUGAAGUCUAACCAAGUGAAGCAUUGGGGGUUUUUUUUUUUUGAAGAAAAGUGAAGCAUUGGUUGAUAAUUAAGACAAGAGAAGACUAGUGCAAUUUGUUGAAUACAUUUGAAUAAGUUAGCUGACGUUUCCUAGCUUCAAAAGCCCACUAUGUAAAGGUAAUAUCCGAGAAAAAAUAUCGUGAGAUUUUAAUUUCAGGGAGAAAAAAAGAUGGUUGAGUAUAUAAGCAAAAUAAAAAUUUUGUACUAUCGUUUACAAUGAAUGAAUGAUGUUCAUGGUGAUGUAUUUUUGGGGAUUUUAUCUACACAAUAUAUAUUGGUAUUAAAUUGUUUGGUCGGG
Molecule: messenger RNA, 3721 nt
Organism: Oldenlandia corymbosa var. corymbosa
Lineage: Eukaryota; Viridiplantae; Streptophyta; Magnoliopsida; Gentianales; Rubiaceae
Source: the annotation of a GenBank genome assembly